CCGCUGCUCGUUGAACACACUAACCAACCAACCAACCAACCGUUGCUUCGGUCCAGCCACGGUGCAGAUCUGCACCGUUUGGCAGGAGAUCUGGACUGCGGCUCUGUCCCAGUGCGUCAUUCAUUUCCUCGAUGUGGUCUCUUGCGAGGCAGCAUGAGCCAGCGCCGCUCCCCUGGACCGAAAGGGCACUCAUUUCGCUGGAGAUCGGCUCGGCGCAGCUCAAGCAACUACCGCUGCCCACGCAGAGCAUCGACUACGAAGCCUCCCCCUUGACCAUUCUGAUCACGCCACGAUGGCUCUUCGGGACUCUUCUGUUCCUCGUCUUCAUCACUUGGGAUUACGUCUACGCGAACGCCAAGGUGCGGCGCAUCCCUUCGAGCCCACUCUUCCCACAGCCCCUCUCGUCGGCGUAUUUCCAGUUGGUGUUGGGCUACUGUGUGGCCCUGCUUGCUGCUACGGUGAGGACGGACAUGCACGCGGCGGAGGCCAAACACGUGGUGUGGCGUGCUGUGUGUUGUGUUGUGUUAAUUGUCAGGUCAAUGACUGGAAUCUGAUCACGUACAAAGUGGUGCUGCGGCUGUUUGCCAUUUUUCUCGCCUUCUCCACGACAACCUUCACAUUCAUGCCGUGGCCAGGUGGGCAGCGCAGCACACACAUACAAACAGAUAUGUACGGGACUGGGGAGAUGCAAGGUGAGAGUGCGCUCAUCGGUGGGUGGUUGGCGCAGGUCGGUGGACGCCCUUCAAUGUCCCGUAUGAGCGGAUGUUUGCAAUGAUCUUCUGCACGCUGGGGUUCUUCAUCUGGCGAGCCACCUUCCGACCUAUCAGACACAUACUCAUCCUGGACUUCGUCCUUGUGCAAGUGAGAUGAAAGCCGAAACCGCCUCGCUUCUUUCCUUAUCAUAUAUAUGCCUGUCUGUCCGUUUGUCUGAAUGCAGUCUUUUCUGCAUGGCGGGAGCAUGGUAUUUGAUGCAGUCCAUCAGCCGGAGGUCUACCAUCUGUUCGGCGACGCGCUUGUCCACUUCGGUCUCUUCUUCGUCCUUCUGGCUAUCCGCCCGGCAUUUGGAUACCUCCCCGACACCACAGAUGGUGGGCACAGCCUGAUGUGGUUUCUCCCUCCUUCAUGCCCUCGUGUUGUUGUGUUCAGAUUUUGCCCUGUAUGGCUCGUUGAUGCGGCACAUGCUGUCGGCCGAGUGGGGCACCUGUCCGCUCCAGCCCAAGAUCGGCUCCCUGAGCAAUGCCCGACUCAUCGACCCUCAAUCGAUGGACGAGGACGACAUGGACGGCCACCCUGUGUCGGCGUCUCUGCACCGAGAUGCCGCGGUGAGGGAAGGCAGCAGGAGGAAAUCAACCGAGGGCUCUUUCGGGCAGACGGUCAUCGAGACUGCGCUCUUCGGUGCCAUUCUUGUGGCCAACUGGGUCCUUCUGUGGGCGUACGGCUGGGGUCAUGGUGUGACCUCUCUUGUCGACUACGCACGGACACAAACACAUCAAGGGGGAUGAGGGCGAGUAGAUGGACUGACACAGCAGUGCUUGGUCUCAAGAUGUAGAUAUCCAGACGUGUGUGGCUCUUCAUGUGCAUAACGCUGAGGUGCCCCACUCCAUCCAAUUCCAUGCG
Molecule: messenger RNA, 1617 nt
Organism: Vitrella brassicaformis
Lineage: Eukaryota; Vitrellaceae
Source: the annotation of a GenBank genome assembly